ACUUGAUUCCUGGAUUAUGGCCUCUGCCCCUCAUUGUUCCACACCCCCCCCUUAGGUCAAUAUUGAUGUGUCCUAGACCUAGAGAGGUCCCUGGACUCACCACUGUCCCAGCUCUACUCUCCCUGUCCCGCCUUCCCCGCCGCCCGCCCCACUGGCCAGUCCCCACGCCCACACACCCCAGGCUGCCUCAUCUGGCACUGAUUAUCCUGCUGCUGCUGCUUGCCGCUGCUGAACUCAGCUGCUGCCUCUGUAUAGAGGACCCCAGCGCCUGCCCCCCGGCCAUGCUGCCUGCUGCCACAGCCUCCCUCCUGGGGCCCCUCCUCACUGCCUGGGCCCUGCUUCCUUUCGCCCAGGGCCAGACCCCCAACUACACCAGACCCGUGUUCCUGUGUGGAGGGGAUGUGACUGGGGAGUCAGGUUACGUGGCAAGUGAGGGUUUUCCCAACCUCUACCCCCCCAACAAGGAGUGCAUCUGGACAGUGACGGUCCCUGAGGGCCAGACUGUGUCCCUCUCCUUUCGAGUCUUCGACCUGGAGCUGCACCCCGCCUGCCGUUACGAUGCUCUGGAGGUCUUUGCUGGGUCUGGAACUUCCGGCCAGCGGCUCGGACGCUUCUGCGGGACCUUCCGGCCGGCACCCAUAGUUGCCCCCGGCAACCAAGUGACUCUGAGGAUGACGGCGGACGAGGGAACGGGAGGACGAGGCUUCCUGCUCUGGUACAGCGGGCGGGCCACCUCGGGCACUGAGCACCAAUUUUGCGGGGGGCGGCUGGAGAAGGCCCAGGGAACCCUGACCACUCCCAACUGGCCCGAGUCUGAUUACCCCCCGGGCAUCAGCUGUUCCUGGCACAUCAUCGCGCCCCCAGACCAGGUCAUCGCGCUGACCUUCGAGAAGUUUGACCUGGAGCCCGACACCUACUGCCGCUACGACUCUGUCAGCGUGUUCAAUGGAGCCGUGAGCGACGAUGCCAAGAGGCUGGGGAAGUUCUGUGGCGACACGAUCCCAGGCCGCAUCUCCUCGGAAGGGAACGAACUCCUUGUACAGUUUGUCUCAGAUCUCAGCGUUACCGCCGACGGCUUCUCAGCCUCCUACAGGAUCGUGCCGCGGGGCGCUGUCGAGGAAGGGCCAGCCCGGAGCCCGGGAGAGGACGCCCCACUUCUUGGCCCUGGCACUAAACCGGAAACUGGGCCCAAAGUCAAGGCACCCACCAAGCCGCGACUUCCACCUGCAGAGAAACCAGAGGCAACUCCGGUGGGCCCUGAUACACCCAGUGUCUCCUGCCCAAAGCAGUGCCGGCGGACAGGCACCUUGCAGAGCAACUUCUGUGCCAGCAACUUGGUGGUGACUGCAACAGUGAAGUCCAUGGUUCGGGGCCCAGGGGAAGGUCUCACCGUCACUGUGAGUCUUAUUGGUGCUUACAAAACCGGAGGACUGGACCUGCCCUCUCCACCCACUGACACCUCCCUGAAGUUUUACGUGCCUUGCAAGCAGUGCCCCUCCAUGAAGAAAGGAGCCAGUUAUCUGCUGAUGGGCCACGUGGAAGAGAACAGAGGUCCCGUACUUCCUCCAGAGAGCUUCGUGGUUCUCUACCGGCCCAACCAGGACCAGAUCCUCACCAACCUAAGCAAGAGGAAGUGCCCCUCCCAACCUGUGCGGGCUGCUGAGUCCCAGGCCUGAGACCCAGGCCAGCUCCAGCCCUAGCCCCAGCCCUUGGGUCCCCUUUCUUAUCCAAAUAAAUGUUUCUUAACUGAGGAAA
Molecule: messenger RNA, 1755 nt
Organism: Propithecus coquereli (Coquerel's sifaka)
Lineage: Eukaryota; Metazoa; Chordata; Mammalia; Primates; Indriidae
Gene: PCOLCE
Product: procollagen C-endopeptidase enhancer
Exons: 9
Coding region: 66-1676 (536 amino acids)
Molecular function (GO): protein binding
Source: RefSeq, a predicted model, not a curated record